Molecule: messenger RNA, 912 nt
Organism: Grosmannia clavigera kw1407
Lineage: Eukaryota; Fungi; Ascomycota; Sordariomycetes; Ophiostomatales; Ophiostomataceae
Exons: 2
Coding region: 1-912 (303 amino acids)
Source: RefSeq, a predicted model, not a curated record
AUGUCUACCGCCACUCCACCAGACCCGCUUCCUCGUGACAUCAAUGUCAGCCCCGUCCUCAUUAGCAUCUCAGCUGUCCUGAUCUUCCUAGUAUUCCUUACUACAACUGUUCGCAUCUGGGUGCGGCUUGCCAUGCGUCGUAUGGGCAGGGAUGACUACACCAUGAUAGCUGCGGCGAUUAUCUGCAUAUCUCGAUUUUUCAUACAGGUUGCCCAGGCAAAGUCCGGCAACGGCCGUCAUCGGUGGUAUAUCUCCCACGAUAAAUAUGUUCAUAACAAUAUGUUGGGGUGGGUUGCCCAGCUCCAUCUAUUCGCGGGUGUUUGUGUACUCAAAUGCUCCAUCUUGUUCCUCGUACUCCGCAUCAAAGACUCCAAAAAGUUAAAGCAUAUAAUCUGGGCGAUCAUGACCGGACUGGUCGUGACCAAUCUUGGUUGCAUCAUCAUUCUCUUGGCCGAGUGCACGCCCGUCAGCGCCUACUGGGCAGGCAACGGCGUGUGCUGGGAUGCCAAAGUACGAAUCUACGCCAUUUAUUUUACAAUCGAUGUCUACGCCAUCACUGCUAUCUGGUCCAACCUGGAGCUCUUCCUUGGCGUGAUUGCCGCCAACCUCGCCGUUAGCCGACAGAUAUACGCUUACUUCUUUGGUGAUGGUAACGGAAACUUGGCGAAUAGUAGCUAUUACAACAACUCUGGCUUCCAAACAGGUCCGAAGGGGAGCCGGCUUCAAGACAACGCAAACACGAACAAUUCACAGGCUGCGAACACAAUACGCCGCCAUCCGUCUGCUGCUAGAAGCGACCAUAGUGAUGUCCCCUUAGAAUGGGGCAUCCGGAAGAGAACGGACUUCUGGAUGACGGAGCAAGGCGUCGACAGUGCGUCUACCAAGGACCGUCCUACAUCUCCUGCAAGCUAG